Messenger RNA from Drosophila navojoa, 455 nucleotides. It is a transcript of the gene cer, whose product is annotated as crammer. The record is from RefSeq and is a predicted model, not a curated record. Lineage: Eukaryota; Metazoa; Arthropoda; Insecta; Diptera; Drosophilidae.
UUUUGAUUUUGCAUUGUGUUGAUUGUUUUGCGCAUUACAUGUUUGCAAAUUAGUCAUCUUGAACUCAAUACAUAGUCGAGAGAAACAUUUAUUGCGAUUUCUAUCGACAAAUUGAACAAAUUAAAAAUGUCGCUCGUUAGUGACGAUGAGUGGACACAGUUUAAGACUACCCAUAACAAGGUAUAUGAAGGCGAUGAAGACCAAAUGCGUCGUUCGUUAUACGAAAAAGCUAAGGCAAAAGUCGAGGAACAUAAUAAAAAGUACGAGAAUGGCGAAGUAACUUGGAAAAUGGGCAUUAACAAUAUGUCGGACUUUACUUCGGAGGAAUAUGCAAAUAGGUGUGGAUCUAGAGCACCCAAAUAAAGAAUCUCAAAUAGUUAGCAUUUAUAUAUAUAAUGUACGUGAACUUUACCGAUGCACAUUUACAAAACGCGACUAACAUUAUAUUUUAUUAA